AUGAGGGCUGCCCCCCCGCUGCUGCUGCUGCUGCUGCUGUUAGUCGCCCUCAUCCCCACCGUGGCUGGAGGGAAAAACAAAGAGAAAAACAAACCCUCCCAGUAUGGGUCAGAAUGCACCGACUGGCGCUAUGGCAACUGUGUGCCUAGCAACGGAGACUGCGGAGCAGGAUUUCGAGAGGGGUCAUGUGACCAGCAGACCAACACGAUGAAAUGUAAAGUACCAUGCAACUGGAAAAAAGACUUUGGAGCUGACUGUAAGUAUCGGUUUGGAAGUUGGGGGCAUUGUGAUCCGAGCUCCGGCUCGAGAACCCGGACGGGCACAUUGAAGAGGGCUCUCUACGACGCAGAGUGUCAACAGACUAUUUCUGUCUCCAAACCGUGCCAGGGAAAACCGAGAGAGCAAACAAAGGCCCGACUGACGAGUUCACAGCUGGAGGUCCCUCAGUCUCCGUCCAGGAGAAGGAACUCCUUGGCCUCAGCUGCAGUCACAAGCAGUUAA
Limanda limanda (common dab) is the source of this 501-nucleotide messenger RNA. Its product is annotated as midkine-like. The record is from RefSeq and is a predicted model, not a curated record. NCBI's taxonomy places the organism in Eukaryota, Metazoa, Chordata, Actinopteri, Pleuronectiformes, Pleuronectidae. Bases 1 to 501 code for a protein of 166 amino acids. Gene Ontology annotation, molecular function: growth factor activity. The transcript has 3 exons.